This is a messenger RNA of Agrilus planipennis (emerald ash borer), 1035 nucleotides long. RefSeq names its product probable elongation factor 1-delta (gene eEF1delta). Bases 117 to 917 code for a protein of 266 amino acids. The record is from RefSeq and is a predicted model, not a curated record. The transcript has 8 exons. NCBI's taxonomy places the organism in Eukaryota, Metazoa, Arthropoda, Insecta, Coleoptera, Buprestidae. Gene Ontology annotation, biological process: translational elongation. Gene Ontology annotation, cellular component: eukaryotic translation elongation factor 1 complex; cytosol. Gene Ontology annotation, molecular function: translation elongation factor activity; guanyl-nucleotide exchange factor activity.
CAUUCAAGAAUUGUCAGCAAUUGUCAGUUACUAGCCUAACCUUUAUUUGUCUUUUUCAUUUCUUCGUAAAAGUUGAAAUUAUUAAACGUUUUUCUCCUUUCUAAAAAGUUUGUACAAUGGCAUUAGUAGCUGCUUUAUCACAAGAGAAAUUUUGGUUUGAUAAAUCAAAAUAUGACGAUGCAGAAGCUGCAUAUUACCAAAAGUCAGCUCAGGUAAUUAAUACUCCUUUGGCUAAUGAAGUAGCUAAAGCGAGGCAACAACUUUUAGAAAUUAGAAAUCAAUUUCCAGAUCCUCUUCAAUUACCAACACCUACUUCUGCUCCAAUUGAUACCAGUGCCUUAAAGUUUUUUGAAAAGAAAAUGGUUGAAUUUCAUAAUGUUAUCAGCAAUUUCGAAAGCCGAUUUAAUGCAAUUGAAUCAAGACUAAUAGGUCUGGAGAAUACUCUUAAACAAACGCCAAGUGAAUGUAAACUAAGUUCAAAUGUUAAACCAGUUAGUAUCCCUUCAAAAGUUGAAUCAAAAAAAGAUGCAGAUGAUGAUGUAGAUCUUUUUGGUUCUGAUUCAGAAGAAGAAAAUGAAGAAGCAGUCAAAAUAAGAGAAGAAAGGUUGGCAGCUUAUAAUGCCAAGAAAUCCAAAAAACCUCAACUUAUUGCAAAGUCAAAUAUUAUUUUGGAUAUUAAACCAUGGGAUGAUGAAACAGAUAUGAAGAAAAUGGAAGAAGAAGUACGUAAAAUUGAAACUGAUGGUCUCAUAUGGGGAGCAGCAAAACUUGUUCCUUUGGCUUAUGGGAUUCAUAAACUUCAAAUAUCUUGUGUUGUUGAAGAUGAUAAAGUUUCUGUAGACUGGCUUCAAGAAGAAAUCGAGAAACUUGAAGAUUAUGUCCAAAGUAUUGAUAUUGCAGCUUUCAAUAAGGUCUAACACCAAUAAUCCUUUGAAUAUUCCAUUCACAUUAUAGCCAAUUUUCAAUUCAGUUAAAACUAUUUGACAAAAUCAUGUAUGAUCAAUUUAUUUCCUUAAUUAAAUGAAGUGAUAUUUU